This is a messenger RNA of Cordyceps fumosorosea ARSEF 2679, 1635 nucleotides long. Its product is annotated as S16 family peptidase. The coding region runs from base 1 to 1635 and encodes 544 amino acids. The record is from RefSeq and is a predicted model, not a curated record. NCBI's taxonomy places the organism in Eukaryota, Fungi, Ascomycota, Sordariomycetes, Hypocreales, Cordycipitaceae. The transcript has a single exon.
AUGUCCGCCAUAAACCUACCAGAGCCCAACUCCUCCUCUCGGCCCCCGGGCUUCCUCUUAAAAGACGUCAUACACCUCUUUCACUGCCAAUCAUGCGACAAGCUCCUCAACCAGCCCGUCACCCUCCCGUGCGGUAGGAGCAUAUGCAAGCAGUGCAUCCCACAACCUCAUCUCCGACGUCGCAUCUCUUAUCCGGCCAUAGACGACCGCCUCGAGGGCUUUCGCUGUCCCUUCCCGUCCUGCGCAAAGGAACACACGCUCGGAGAUUGCAGUAUUGACGUCACCCUUAGCAAGCUUGGAGAGUAUGUCCGCGACGAGAUUACCCUUCAAGAGUCAACCGUCGCCAGCCAACCAGUCACGGAUGAUGCAACUGCGCAAAUACACAUUCCUCCCUCAACGAAUAUGCAAGAAAAGGCCACUCACCUGGACCACAACCAUGAGAUCCAAGCACAAGAUCAUAAUGUAUCAUACCAACAAACAGACCCUGAAGCUCAAUUCAAUAAGGAGCAUUCCGACGACAACUUCAGGCAAGAAGCGUCGUCAUUUGCCAAGACCUUGCAGCUCGCUCGCUCGGAACUCGACUGCCAAGUCUGCUACGCCCUAUAUCACGAUCCACUAACUACCGGCUGCGGCCACACUUUUUGUCGCUCUUGCUUGCACCGCAUUCUCGACCACUCUCGAUACUGUCCCCUUUGCCGUUGCCGCCUAUCCAUCAGCCCCCUGCUCAACCGCGAAUCAUGCCCAUCCAACGCCCACCUCACCAAAAUCAUCGAGACAUUCUGGACGGAUGAGCUGGCUGCUAGAAGACUAACCGUCGAAGCUGAAGAUGCCGCGCGGUCACAGGAUCUCCAGACGCCGCUUUUCAUCUGCACCCUAGCCUUCCCGCAGAUGCCUACAUUCCUGCACGUCUUUGAGCCAAGGUAUCGUCUGCUCGUACGACGUGCCCUCGAGGGUGACAAGACCUUUGGCAUGGUCCUACCGAAGCGACCUCGCUACUUGGGGGACGCCAGCUUCUAUGAACUGGGCACCCUACUGCGCAUAGAGAAUGUACAAUUCUUCCCAGACGGCCGCUGCCUCAUCGAAACCGUCGGUCUUUCCCGAUUCCACGUACUAAGGCACGGCUCGCUCGACGGUUAUGCUGUCUCAUCCGUGGAGCGCAUCGACGACAUCAGCCUCGAAGAGGAGGAAGCUACCGAGGCUGCCGAGAUGGCUGCCGCUGCCACUGCCGAUGCUGCCCAAUUCCCGCCGCCCGAUAUUGCCGGCGACCACGGCUUCCCCAGCGACGCCGCCUCUAGCAGCACGCCAACAACGCCAGCGGCAACCGUCACCGUCCCGAGUCUGGAAACUAUGACGACGCGCGACCUCAUGCAGCUGGCUACGGAUUUCGUCACCCGUAUGCGUGACCAGAGCGUGCCGUGGAUGACGGACCGUAUGCUGGCCAUCUACGGCGAGUGCCCAAUGCAGGACCCCGCCGCCUUUCCCUGGUGGCUAGGUAGCGUUUUGCCCGUUAAGGACGCCGAAAAGUACCGCCUGCUCGGAUCAGCGAGCGUGCGCGAGAGGCUCAAGAUUUGCUGCCGCUGGAUCAUAGAGUGGGAAACUAAGACCUGGUACGCCUGCCAGGCCCCGACCCGAUAA